Tupaia belangeri chinensis (Chinese tree shrew) is the source of this 1489-nucleotide messenger RNA. It is a transcript of the gene ALKBH4, whose product is annotated as alkB homolog 4, lysine demethylase. Gene Ontology annotation, cellular component: contractile ring; midbody. Gene Ontology annotation, molecular function: demethylase activity; actin binding; oxidoreductase activity. Gene Ontology annotation, biological process: protein demethylation; actomyosin structure organization. The coding region runs from base 10 to 918 and encodes 302 amino acids. NCBI's taxonomy places the organism in Eukaryota, Metazoa, Chordata, Mammalia, Scandentia, Tupaiidae. The transcript is spliced from 4 exons. The record is from RefSeq and is a predicted model, not a curated record.
GAUGGCGCGAUGGCGGCGGCGGCUGCAGAGGCCCCCGACGUCUUUCGGGAAUGUGGCUGCAAGGGCAUCCGGACCUGUCUGAUCUGCGAACUGCAGCGCGGUGGUGACCCGCCCUGGCAGCCCCUGGCACGGAAAACGCACCGUUUCGUUUACUGCUCGGACACUGGCUGGGCCGUGGGGGCCGAGGAGUCUGACUUUGAGGGCUGGGCCUUCCCCUUCCCGGGAGUGAUGCUGAUAGAGGACUUUGUGACGCCGGAGGAAGAGGCUGAGAUGGUGCGUCUGAUGGACCUCGACCCCUGGAAGCUAUCGCAGUCUGGACGGAGGAAGCAGGACUACGGCCCUAAAGUCAACUUUCGGAAACGGAAGCUGAAGAUGGCAGGCUUCCGAGGCCUCCCCAGCUUCAGCCGGGAGUUGGUGCGGAGGAUGGGCCUCUACCCUGGACUCGAGGGCUUCCGGCCAGUGGAGCAGUGCAACCUGGACUACUGCCCUGAGCGGGGCUCUGCCAUUGACCCCCACCUGGAUGAUGCCUGGCUGUGGGGGGAGCGGUUAGUGAGCCUCAACCUCCUCUCCCCCACCGUGCUGUCCAUGGGCCGGGAGGCACCCGGCAGCCUGCUGCUCUGCUUCGCCCCCGCUGCUGCCCCCGAGGCCUGGGUGGACAGCAUGAUAGCGCCCAGCAGGUCCGUGCUGUGCCGCGAGGUGGAAGUGGCCAUUCCCUCACCNNNNCGCUCCCUGCUCCUGCUCCCGGGGGCUGCCCGGCACCAGUGGAAGCACGCCAUCCACCGCAGGGACAUUGAGGCCCGUCGCGUCUGCGUCACCUUCCGGGAGCUGUCGGCCGAGUUCUGUCCCGGAGGUAGCCAGCAGGAGCUGGGGCACAAACUCCUGCAGAUCGCACUCUCCUUUCAGGGACGGCCUGUGUGAGCUGCCUCCCGGGGAUGGCUGGCCCUGGGCCUGCCUGGCUGGAGGCCCUGCUUCAGAGCUGUCUGCCAGGACUGAAGUGGGCAGCCCAGCACAAGGGUCUUUUUUCCCAGCUCAUCAGGAUCUAAGAGAAGACACCUGACCCAGAUGCCACGGGCAGUGUGAGCCCUGCCUGGAGCUGGUUUUGAUGGGAAUGAGCCUCAGGUCAGUCCCUUCCACCUGCACUGUGGCCACUGUUUUGGUUCUUUGAUUUUUCCAUCUGGGGAGAGGGGAUAAUGUGAGCCUACAAAAUGUUGGCGCCAUUUGAAACAAUUGCCUCCCUUUACCAUCCCUCUCAAUGAGGGUUCCCGGCACCCGACCAUCCAGUCCCUCCAGCGGGGAGUGAGCUGAGCUGGAGAACAGUUGGUGGACGAUUUGAAGUUCAAACCUCAGAGAGGGUGAUAGCUUCUGAGACAAGCUCAACCUGAGUCAUGCUGGACGCCCUCAGGGAGGGGCUUGUGCUGAGGGCUGGGAAAUCUGAGAGCCUGGACCCUCUCCACCCCCAUCAUGUGAUUAAAAAGUAGGAAAAGAAAUG